AUGACGGAACGCCGCCUCGCCUUCGAUCAGUCCUUCCAAGCCGGAAAAGAAAGGCAUGGAGUGCAGGAAAAGACGAGCCAGGAGGUGCCGUGCCGUGCGCAGGUGACGGAGCAGCCUGUAGUAGAACAGGUUGAAAUGGUCGAGAGCGAUGCACCACCACAGGUCCUCGGCAGUACGAAUAUGUACGACAAGCAUGGCAAGAUCCGACUGAUACCUACACCGUCGCCGGAUCCAAAGGGCGUGUAUACAUCAUUCCACCCCCUGAAUCUGCCGACUUGGCGGAAAUGGACCGCUAUCGGCGUGAUAUGUUUCUUCGGCGCGCUCUCCAUCUCAGCCGAGAUGGCCGUAGGCAGCCUCCUCCCCGUCUUCCUACUCGAGUACUCAGGCCUCGACGCCGCAGAAGUCCUGCGCAACACCGACUUCCAGGCCAAACUGGCCGGCAAGAGGGGUCUGGACCCACUGGCCGUGAUCCCCGACGGCGUCGCGGCCGUCUCGCUGGCCCGGGUCUACCUCCUCGUGCCGCUGUCGAUUGGCGUCGGGCGCCGGCCCGUCCUGCUGCUGACCGCGACGCUGUCGUGGGCGGGCGGGCUGUGGGCUGGUUGUAGUGGCUCGCUCGAGGCGCAUCUUGCGGCGCGCGUCGUGCAUGGUCUCGGCGCGGGGGCCGUGGAGGCGCUGCUGCCGCUUAUUGCGCAGGAUAUGGUGUUUAUUCAUCAGCGAAAUCGUGCGCUUUCUACUAUCAUUGCUAGCCAGGGCCCUAUUGCCUUCGCGACUGCUAUUGUUGGCCCCUAUAUCGCGGUGACCUUGACCUGGCGUUGGAUCUACUGGAUCACGUCGGUCCUGGGCAUAGUGGCUUGGGUCCUCAUCAUCGUCUUUGUUCCCGAGACGCGGUAUAAUCGAUCCGAGGAGGAGCUCUGUACGUGA
Molecule: messenger RNA, 921 nt
Organism: Anthostomella pinea
Lineage: Eukaryota; Fungi; Ascomycota; Sordariomycetes; Xylariales; Xylariaceae
Source: the annotation of a GenBank genome assembly